AUGAUUGACAUCGAGACACGACUUGAAGGAAAUCCAAUUUAUAUGACCUUCGUGUAUGGUAACCCUGUAGUAAGAUACCGCGACCAGGUUUGGGAACGGUUGUCUCGCAUGGGUACUACACGGUCUGGUGCUUGGUUUAUGAUUGGAGAUUUCAACGAAAUUACAGGGAAUUCAUUUUCAUGGGUGGGCAAGCGACGAUCCGGGAAAGUAAAAUGCAAACUCGAUAGAGCAGUGGCGAACGAAGAAUGGCAUGCUUUAUUUUCUCACUCAGUUGUAGAAUUCCUACAAUUAUGGGGUUCGGAUCACAGGCCAGUCCUUGCUCGAAUUCAAACUAGGAUCCGAAAAUCUACAAAAAAUUUCCGGUUUGACAAGAGAUGGAUUGGAAGACCAGGUUUCAAGGAUGCAGUUACUUCGGGGUGGGGAUCUUUUGAAGAAAUUCCAACCAGGAAUUUUCAUCAAAAAAUUACCUCAUGCCGUAAGAAGAUUUGCCACUGGAAAAAGCAAAAUCCUACAAAUUCUGCUAUACUAAUAAAAGAAUUGAAGGCUAAAAUUGACUUAGCACAAGACGAGGAUUCCACCACGUCAGAGGAACUAGAGGCCCUGCAAAGACAGUUAUCCAUGGCCUUUAAAGAAGAAAAUACCUACUGGGAACAAAAAAGCAGGAAUCAAUGGCAUAAACAUGGUGACAGAAAUACAAAGUUUCAUCACUCUACUACCAAACAAAGGAGAGCCCAAAACCGGGUCAUUAGUAUCAAAGAUAAAAAUGGAAAGCUGGUGGAGAGCGAAAUCGAAGUUGAGAACGUAGCUGUUCAAUACUUUCGAGAUCUUUUCUCCACCUCUCUGCCAACACAGAUUGAUACUUCUCUUCGGUUUAUUUCCGAAAAGGUGUCUAGUGAUGACAACAGAUUUCUAUUAGAAGAACCCUCGGAAAAAGAAAUUAAAAAGGCUCUCUUUGACAUCAAUCCGGAUAAAGCACCAGGACCCGAUGGCAUGACUAGCAAACUCUUUCAGAAGUUUUGGCGAGAGAUGCGGCAAGACAUUAUCCGUCUUGUCCGGGAUUUCUUUGCCACAGGGAGUUUUGACCCUUUGAUAAAUCAGACAAACAUUUGCCUCAUCCCAAAAAAAAAGAAACCUCGCGACAUGACAGAAUUCCGACCUAUCAGCCUUUGCAAUGUCAGCUAUAAAAUUAUUUCCAAGCUUCUUUGCAAGAGACUCAAGAGGGUUACCCCGAAUCUGAUUUCGGAGACACAAUCAGCCUUUGUGGCAAAGCGUUUGAUCACUGAUAAUAUUCUGAUAGCACAAGAAAACUUCCACGCCUUACGAACGAACCAAAGGUGCCGUGAAGAUUUUAUGGCAAUAAAAACAGACAUGAGCAAAGCUUAUGAUCGAGUGGAAUGGAGCUUCCUUGCCUCUUUAAUGAUAAAGAUGGGCUUUGAUGAAAGAUUGGUUGAUCUCAUUAUGUGUUGUGUCACAUCGGUCUCAUAUCAAGUCUUAAUCAACGGCCAACCGAAAGGAAGGAUUCUACCUAGGAGAGGUCUAAGACAAGGAGACCCUCUCUCCCCGUUCUUGUUUAUCAUGUGUACGGAAGCCUUGAUCUCACUUUUGAAUGGAGCGGAAGCGGAAAAUAAAUUAACGGGACUGCGUGUUUCCCAUGCAAGCCCAAGGAUAUCUCACCUUCUAUUUGCGGAUGACAGUCUCUUCUUUUGCAAGGCAGAGACGAGCCAAUGCAAAGAGAUUAUAGACAAUCUUGAAAUUUAUGGGAAUGCAUCAGGACAACGACUGAAUGUGGCGAAAUCUUCGAUGUUUUUUGGGAACCGAGUGGAGCCCUCUCGGAAGCAAGAAAUAAAAAAUGUUCUAGGCUUCUCGACCGAAGGGGGUAUGGGGAUGUACCUUGGCUUACCAGAACAUAUCGGAGGUUCGAAGAUGAAGGUUUUCUCCUUUGUACAAGACCGGUUCAAUGGACGGUGUUACUUGCUUCCACAAGGCAUUACCGACAAACUGAAGAGUACUACGUCAAAUUUCUGGUGGAGCUCCAAUCAGAACAGCAGAGGACUACAUUGGAUUGCAUGGGACGAGAUCUGUACCCCCAAAGAUUCGGGGGGACUAGGUUUUCGCGAUUUCCAUGACUUCAACUUAGCGCUUCUUGCGAAACAAUUAUGGAGACUGAUCCACUACCCAAAUUCGUUGAUAGCAAGGGUUUUAAAAGGGAGAUACUACAGACAUACCUCCCCACUUGAUGAGCACCAGACUUACUCACCAUCUUAUGGAUGGCGUAGUAUCAUGGCUGCAAGACCCCUUCUCACUUUGGGCCUACGAAGGACGAUCGGCACGGGUGGUGACACCAGGGCUUGGACUGAUCCUUGGGUCCCAGAUAUAGUUGCACGAGCACCUAGACCUGCUGAUCAUAUUGUUUACAGACUGCCCCAGCUUCCUGUUCAUGCCUUUAUUAGGAAUGAUACCAAGGAGUGGAAUGCACAGCUUUUAAAGGAAUUUUUCCACCAAGAUGACAUACCUCUGAUACUUGGUUUGAAACUUUCACACUCGGAUACCCCCGAUGGGUAUAUAUGGAAUCAUACGAAAUCCGGUGUUUAUUCUGUUAAAACCGGAUAUGAUCUUUUGAGUUCAGAAAAACUAAACCUUACACGAGGAGGAGCUACAGAACCGAGUCUAACGGGCUUUCAGAGCCAUGUAUGGAAGAUUAAGGCUCCAAAUAAAAUCAAGCAUUUCUUGUGGCAAGCGAUCUCCGGCUGUGUGGCUACGGCGGAAAGACUCACUUAUAGACACCUGGGCACCGAUAGGAGUUGUCCUAGAUGUGCUGGCCCAGUGGAGUCAAUUAAUCAUCUUCUUUUUGAGUGCCCUCCCGCCCUUCAAGUUUGGGCUUUGUCGGACUAUCCGUCCCUUCCGGGUUACUUCCCGAGUACAUCUAUCUACCAAAACUUAAACUUCCUUUUUUGGAAGCGAAAAGAGGUGGCUCCGUCGAGACCACAAGUCGAUACCUUCCCAUGGAUCUGCUGGUACAUUUGGAAGGCCAGAAACGAUAAGGUUUUUAAUGGAAAGGAUGUCUCUCCUGUGGAUACCCUUCGGUAUGCUAUUGUAGAGGCAGACUGUUGGAAGAAAGCCAACGAGGAGAAAGAUGAGGACGACGACUAUGCUGAUCCGAUAUCCCCGGAUACUGAGACGGUGCCUCCUUGGAUACCCCGAAUCCCUGUCUGCCAAAUUGAUGCCUCAUGGAUCAACAAUGGCAGGGUCAGUGGCUUAGGAUGGUGUUUUAAGGAUGGAAUGGACAGAGAACAUUUUGGGUUACGUGCUUGUCAUAGGAGUCUUUCGGCUCUCCAUGCGGAGAUGGAAGGAUUACUAUGGGCGGCCACCUGCCUGCGAGACAUGAGGAUGAGAUCCGUACGGUUUGAAACGGAUUGUAGGGACCUCGUGGAGAUGAUGGCCAACCCGACGGACUGGCCAGCCUUCGCGACUAACAUAGAGGAAUUCCAAAGACUCCAGGGAGACUUUGAGGAUGUGAGUAUCUCUCAUAUUCCGAGAAGUCGGAACGAGCGAGCGGAUGCUCUAGCCAAGAGUGCACGGUCCAGAGGAUACCUCUUUUCCCACAUAGAUCAGACCCAGACAGAUGGAGAUACUCCUAGGAGGAUCGGCUCGUCUGCUCUCCAAUUGAUCUAG
Raphanus sativus (radish) is the source of this 3672-nucleotide messenger RNA. RefSeq lists its product as uncharacterized. The record is from RefSeq and is a predicted model, not a curated record. Gene Ontology annotation, molecular function: nucleic acid binding; RNA-DNA hybrid ribonuclease activity. Lineage: Eukaryota; Viridiplantae; Streptophyta; Magnoliopsida; Brassicales; Brassicaceae. The transcript has 3 exons. Bases 1 to 3672 code for a protein of 1223 amino acids.